Molecule: messenger RNA, 3110 nt
Organism: Danaus plexippus (monarch butterfly)
Lineage: Eukaryota; Metazoa; Arthropoda; Insecta; Lepidoptera; Nymphalidae
Product: gastrula zinc finger protein XlCGF57.1-like
Exons: 10
Coding region: 674-2269 (531 amino acids)
Biological process (GO): regulation of transcription by RNA polymerase II; cell fate commitment
Cellular component (GO): cytoplasm; nucleus
Molecular function (GO): histone deacetylase binding; RNA polymerase II cis-regulatory region sequence-specific DNA binding; DNA-binding transcription factor activity
Source: RefSeq, a predicted model, not a curated record
AUUUACAGUUGGGAGAGUUAGACGUUUUAUUUUUAUUGUUCUCAAUCAUGUUUUGAUAAACUUUUGUACAUAGUGCAAUACUUUUGUGAAUAUUUAUUUUCAUAUUUCGCAAUAACGUGAAAGACAGUGGCGUGAAAUAAAUUAUAACAUUCUUAAUAGUGUUCUUGACUUAAGAAAGUUUUUCGCGCCAAGGAAUAUGCAUAAAUAGUAAAUAGAAGCUUACAAAUCAACAACAAAGAUCAUCAACACCAGAAGUGUGAUAUGUUUUUCGUGCAGGUAGCAAUGAAAUCGAUGUCGAAGCAAAAUAUCCCCCACCCUCCUUUCUGACUAAAGUGGGGUCCCCCGCCCUACGUAGGGGAAGUAAAGGUAGACAAAGGGUAGUCACCCCUAUUCGGAGGGGAGCUGAGCCUUGGGCGACCGACUUUGGAAGGGGAAGGGAUUAUUAUUUCGAGUUUCUUUUUCACUUUCUAACGGAUUGUACAAGUGUGGGAAACUUUACUUGUCCUUAGUUAUAUAUAAUGUAACAUAACGUUACACACUUUACAAUAACUUGUGUCAAAUAAAUGCAUUGUUGGUAAUAAAUUUGCAAAACAAAUAAUUGUUGUGUUCAACUAACUUGUUAUUGAAAGAAGAAAAUUAUAAUAAAUACAAGACUGUCGCCUUGAUAAAUCCCAUGGAGUUAAUGAUAAAGCAGAGUCUCAUAGCUAAGAGCAAGCUGGCUACAAUAAAACGCUCUGAGGGGGUGACACACUUCACCUGUGUGGAAUGCUCCGCUGAAUAUGAUGAUAAAGAGAAGCUUGAAUUACACCUGUUCUCACACUAUCAUACUUAUAGAUUCAUUUGCGGUGUCUGCGGGACAGGGUUGAAGCGGAAGGAACAUUUAGACAGACAUAUGCAGGAACACACAGAGUACCGCCCGCAUAUAUGCCCAGACUGUGGCAAAGGAUUCAAGAGGAAAGAGCAUCUCAAUAUACACAUGACAAUACACAAGGGUGAUAAAAAUUUGAUGUGUUCUCUAUGUCAAAAGGCCUUCUAUCGCAAGGAUCAUCUGCAGAAGCACUUGCAGACUCACAACAAGAACUUCGUAAAACAAACUUCAAUUCUGGAGCCAGACAUAGACAUCAAGCAAGAGACGGAGGAAUAUGAGGAGUUCAAUCCGAUCAUAACAAAUGUCAUCGGUAAUGAUGAGGCACAGGCCUUCAUGGAGACAGAUGAUCAGAAUUCAAGCGAAUCCACAUCCGAUCAGAAGGAUAUAAAGCCAGAGCCUGUAGUCGAUGCCUCGAGACCGUUUGUAUGUCAGGACUGCGGCAAGAGUUACAAGAGGAAGGACCACCUCAAGAUACACAGUUGGACACACAUCAAGAGGGAGGUGCUCUGUGGACAGUGUGGAAGAGCAUUCCACACGGCCGACCAGAUGUUGGUUCACGUGAACCUGGUCCACAUCCGCACACACGAGACCACGGGCGGAGUGGCGCAGCUGAGGGCGUUGCUCGGAGACCAGAUCGACGUCGAGGUGCUGAACAACAGCUCGAGCCUGCUGGUGGAGCGUGAGGCGUCGAGUCCGGAGCGCCGGCCCCACGAGUGUCCGGUCUGCCACCGGAAAUUCAAAAGGAAACAACAUCUGAAAGUCCACGCGAACGUACACUUCAAACAGACCCACACUGUGUGGUGCUCGCUUUGUAACGAAGGUUUCAGCGAUAACACUCAGUUCGAGGGUCACCACUGCCAGUUCACGAACCAGAGCCAGGGUGAGGGGGCGGAGUACGAGGACACGCGGGACAGCCCCCCGCAGGACGCCAAGAAAGAAAACCACCCCAUAGACUUCGUGGAGGUGGAGCUGAACGACCCGUCGAGCGAGUCCCGCCUGCCCCUGCCCCGGCGCGUGUAUGUGUGCAAGUACUGCGGGAAGCCGUUCAAGAGAAAGGAUCACUAUAAGAUACAUCUGCACAUACACACCGGCGUCAAGAGCUUCUUCUGCCCCGACUGUGGGAAAGGCUUCUACCGCAAGGAUCACCUCCAGAAGCACAUGAUAGUUCACGCGAAGUUCAAGUUGAAGCCCAAAAACAAGAAGGAGGUGCCCGACCUCGUGCCCAUAGACACCCUCAAGAAGGAAGUCAAGCCUGAGAUUACUAUACAUGCUCCUUCGAACACCAAGCUCCGCAUGCCGCUCCAGAUCAAGGUUCCCUACCAGAUGGUGAUGAGCUUGGACAACGGGGAGCAGACAGCGGUCACCAUAGACCCCACCGACGACACUCACAUCGUCAUAUAGCUUGUAUACAUGUGUGGUGACCGUGGCCUGAUAACGCCGACACCGUUAUAUUAAGCGUGAACUGGCUGAUGAUGAUGAUGAUGACGAAGAUGAUGAUGAUGAUGAUGAUGAUCUCGAUUAAUUUCGUAAUUGAUGUUAAAAGAUCUUCUGAAUCAUAAUAUGCGUGUUACAUACUAUGUGUAAUUUUCAUCAGCAGCGUUGUCACACUAAGCGAUACUUUUCUCCUGUCGUGUUAUUAAAGUGAUAUUUUUCAUGUUGUAAUGAGCGAGGGCCAUCGACACUACCGUUAGUGUCCGUAGUUAUGAUAGGUAUUUGUGUCUCAAUCGUAUAGAACACUGGAAUAAUAUUUUUUCUCUUGGCUAGUUUCGUAUAAACUACUAAAAUGAUCUCUUUAUAUAAUAAAGUAGUGUUCUCUAGCGAUCUGUACAUAUCUUAAAUUUAUCAGAAUAUUAAAGUAAUUUCAAUGUUCUUAGUUAGUAAAAUUUUGCAGAUCUCUCUGGUGUUUGUCUCGCAUGUCGUAAGUAGUUUUUCUAAUGCAGUCCCAGUUUGUAAUUUUGACAAAAUUUUUAUAUAACAACGUCACUGGCGUAUUUUGUUGAUGAUCCGGUUUGUAUAUGUUAGAUAUUUAUAUUGUGAAAGACGAGGUCUUGAAAUAUAUGUUUUAAAAAUUUUUUUGGAACAAAGAUUCGCUGGAGGCGCCGCGGACGCGCCGGAUGUUACAAAUGAUUGUCAAACGAUUCUAAGUUCCUUGUCGUCUUACGCGAAACAUCUUGUGAUCGUAUUUCUAAGUUCAAAUGGUAACAUGAAGUACAAAAUAAAAAUAUUUUGCACUGAUCUCAAA